UGACGUCACUGGCUGCUCGCAAUCGUUAAGGACCGGUGUCGAAUCCACCGCACCCAAAAGGCGAGUAAAGCGGACUGCUACGAAACCGAGUGAAUCAAGGGAAAACUGUGGAAAUCGGCGCGAGUGAUAAGUGUGAAACUACGACAAAUGUACCGCAUUUAAAACAACCACCUACAUGUUAUUUUAUAGCGGACUCAAUAUAUUGUAUGGGUAUAUUUCGUGAUUUUGAUUAUACACCCUAGGAUAGUGAACGUUUCGGUGGGGAUUAACUAGUUUGGAAAGGUGCCGGACGACGAUUGAUAGGACAGUAUGAACGAAUUGGAUUCCUUAAGACAGGAAGCAGAAACAUUAAAAAAUGCUAUUAGGGAUGCCAGGAAAGCGGCUUGCGACACAAGCCUCGUGCAGGCUACAAACAGCCUUGAGGCUAUCGGAAGGGUGCAAAUGCGCACGCGUCGCACCCUACGCGGUCACUUGGCGAAAAUCUACGCGAUGCACUGGGGCAGCGAUUCAAGGAAUCUCGUCUCGGCCUCGCAAGACGGCAAACUCAUCGUGUGGGACAGUCACACGACAAAUAAAGUGCACGCCAUUCCGCUGCGAUCGUCGUGGGUGAUGACGUGCGCGUACGCGCCGAGCGGCAGCUACGUGGCGUGCGGCGGCCUGGACAACAUCUGCUCGAUAUACAGCCUGAAGACGCGCGAGGGCAACGUGCGGGUGUCGCGCGAGCUGCCAGGCCACACCGGCUACCUCUCGUGCUGCCGUUUCCUCGACGACAACCAGAUAGUGACGAGCUCGGGCGACAUGUCGUGCGCGCUGUGGGACAUCGAGACCGGACAGCAGGUGACCAUGUUCCUGGGCCACACCGGCGACGUCAUGUCGCUCAGCUUGUCGCCCGACAUGCGGACAUUCGUAUCAGGCGCGUGCGACGCGUCGGCGAAACUGUGGGACGUGCGCGAGGGCCAGUGCAAACAGACGUUCCCGGGCCACGAGUCCGACAUAAACGCCGUGACGUUCUUCCCGAACGGGUUCGCGUUCGCCACCGGCAGCGACGACGCCACCUGCCGCCUGUUCGACAUACGCGCCGACCAGGAGCUCGCGAUGUACAGCCACGACAACAUCAUCUGCGGCAUCACCUCGGUCGCGUUCAGCAAGAGCGGCCGCCUGCUGCUAGCCGGCUACGACGACUUCAACUGCAACGUGUGGGACUCGAUGAAGACCGACAGGGCCGGUAUUUUGGCCGGACACGACAACCGGGUGAGCUGUCUGGGCGUGACAGAGAACGGAAUGGCCGUAGGCACAGGAUCGUGGGACAGUUUCCUGCGUAUUUGGAAUUAAAUUUAAAACAUUAAAACAAAAUCUAACAAAAAAAAAACAAUUGCCAAAAAGUUUCAUCUCACCAACAUCACGCCGGCAUUUAGUAAAUUAAUUAUUUGACUUUUUUAGUGUACCUACGUAAAUCGGAGUAUGCAUUUUAUUAGCUUUUCACGUAUAUUUUUAUAUUUUUUUCCUUUCUUCGUAUAAGAGUUUGUUUGUAGCUUUAUGUUUGUUAGUUACGGUAAGUGUCAUUUGUGAUUUAUUAUUAUAUUAUAUCCCCUUAUGAACUGUUUGUAUUUAUUAUUGUAACAUAAUAAAACCAGUAUUUUAUCUCGGAUUAUAUGAUUUUUUUUUUUUUUUUUGGUGAUGUGGGUGAGACUUUACGUGUUAUUUAUAACUAAGUACAAAAUUAAGACCAAUUUAAAUAAAUUCAAGCGUUUUUUUUAUAAUAAAAAAUUACGUAGCACUUCUGUAGAAAGCGCUUGAAUUCUAUGGGGAAUUCGAUGAAAUUAAUAAUAAAGUUGGCAACUAGUCCUCUACUACCAUUUUCAACCAAAUAUGUAUAAUCUGUGCCAUACGGUAAACUAAAUUAUAAUAACAAGGAUGACGUCACAGGAACCAAUAGAUGCGUGACGUUUUUAACUGGUCGAUCUGGCAGAUUUAAAUGAAAACAAAACAAAAAAUCAAAUCGUAAAAAACAUUUGAUGGAGAUACUGCCCAAUGCUGUUUCACCUAAAAACAGCAUUCUGUGUUUUUCAUUAUUAAUUAUUUUUUGGCGCCCAUCGAGGCGAUAAUAAGCAUUAUUGAUAAAUAAUUAAUUAAAGCUUUUUUGACUUCUCUGUAUAUAUAUAAUUUUCGUUGAUUUACGGUCUUUUAGUCAUUGUAUUUUUCAUUAUUAAUUAAUAAUUAUAAAAUAGGUAUAAAUAUAGCUUCUGCUUCAUUGUAAAACAGUUUUAUAAGAAAUGGUCACCGUGAUUUAUUUCAUUGCACAAAUCACGUACAUAUUAAUUUAUUAUUAUUAUAAUUAUAAUUAUAUUAUGAUUAUUAAUAUAAGUAUGCUAGGUUUUGUAUAUAUGAGGGUCUCGGGCGGCCGCGCAUGCGCUUCCCCUCCCCUCCCCUAAAUUCCGCGACCAACUUAUUAGGUUAUGAAAACCUGAAAAGGGCUCAAAGUUGGUAGGCGUGACUUGGGUGCGCAGGGGACGGGACACGCCCCCACCUAACCUCCAAAACGACAAACGUCAAUUUUGAGGUUAGAUCGAAGGCCGCGCGAGAUCGAUGCGCGAGUGUUUUUUUAUAAAGUAAGAGUAAAUCGUUUUAACCUCAAAACAUUGUUUGGUUUAAAUCAGGGCACAAUAAUGAGCAUCUCUGUUUUCUUUUUGUAUUUAAUAGACUUCAUGAAUCGCAUUACUAUCCGCAGGAAGAAUAAUUCCGCGGUAGCACAAUCUUUUUAUUAUAAAUAAAGAUAAAAAAGUAUGAUAAAAUAAAAAUCGCAUAAAUAUCCAAAUUGACAUGUUCGGAUCUUGAAGGAUUUUGUAUUUAUUAGGCUCGGACAUGGCGUUUCUUUCUGGAAGUAGUCUAGUAAUGUCUUUUUUUUUAUUGUUAAUUAUAAACCUGCGUAUGGUGUAUGAAAUACUAUAGCAACUAUAUGUUAUACUGUAAUGUACCUAAAAUAAACAAAU
Messenger RNA from Brassicogethes aeneus, 2990 nucleotides. Lineage: Eukaryota; Metazoa; Arthropoda; Insecta; Coleoptera; Nitidulidae. The record is from the annotation of a GenBank genome assembly.